Molecule: messenger RNA, 1793 nt
Organism: Humulus lupulus (European hop)
Lineage: Eukaryota; Viridiplantae; Streptophyta; Magnoliopsida; Rosales; Cannabaceae
Product: putative lipase C4A8.10
Exons: 10
Coding region: 181-1500 (439 amino acids)
Source: RefSeq, a predicted model, not a curated record
UCGAAAGAAAAGCAUUAAUUUUGUAUUAUUAACGAAAAAGAAAAAAAAAAAGAGCAAAAGCAUGAAAUUUAACCAGGUUAAAAGAAUAAAAAUAAAAUUCUUCGAUACUCGAAUCGUUCUCCGAUUGAUCAAUUCAGCUCAAUUUGAAAAACGGUUGGAGUCCGCGUUGGGUUCUCGCACAUGAUCGCCGUCAAUCCUCCUCCUCCUCCGCCUCUCAAAUUCACAGCUCAGCGAUCCAAUUGUAACCCGAAUCCGACCCGAAUCCAUCACAAUCACCAUCAUCGCCAUCGUCAUCGCCGAUUUCCCGGUUGCUUCACCUUGAGCUCGCGGAGGCGAUCCGGUGACUUCAUGCUCCCCGUUGUUUGGAGCAACGCGCGGGAGUUCGUCCAGCGGUUGCGUGGUGGCCAUUUUUGGAUCCGAUUAGAAGAUGGCUUGACAGCCGAAGCCAGUAGUAGCAACGUCGGCGGUGGCGAGUAUGUUUAUGAAGAUGGGGCUGAACCUGACCAUCUUGUUAUUAUGGUCAAUGGAAUCAAUGGAAGUGAUGCAGAUUGGAGAUAUGCUCAAGAGCAGUUUGUCAAGAAUCUUCCUAAAAAAGUAUUUGUACACUGCAGUGCAUGUAAUUAUGCAAGAUUGACAUUUGAUGGUGUUGACACUAUGGGUGAGAGGCUCGCUGAAGAGGUAAGGUCUGUUGUCCGUGGAAAGCCUAAGAUGCAGAAAAUUUCCUUCGUAGCUCAUUCUUUAGGGGGCCUUGUAGCAAGGUAUGCUAUCGGAAGGUUGUAUAAAGAGCCUUCAGGUAUUAAUGGAAGUUGUUUAAAUGAAGAGAACACAAACAAUUCAAUGCAUGGCCUUGGUCAACAUUGUGGAGGUAAAAUUGCUGGGUUGGUGCCCAUGAACUUUGUAACAGUUGCAACUCCACAUCUUGGUUCAAAAGGACAUAAACAGCUACCCUUUCUUUGUGGUCUUUCUUUUCUUGAGAAAAGUGCGCCACAAACUGCGCACUUAAUUGUUGGGAGGUCAGGGAAACAUCUUUUCCUUACAGAUGAUGAAGAGGGAAAGCCCCUCUUACUAAGAAUGGUUAAUGACUCCGAUGACCUAAAAUUCAUAUCAGCAUUGCGUGCAUUUAAACGUCGCGUGGCAUAUGCAAAUGCAAAUUAUGAUCACAUGGUUGGUUGGAGAACAUCAUCCAUAAGGCGUCAAAGUGAACUUCCAAAGUCAAAUCAACUUGUGUCUGAUGAGAAGUAUCCACAUAUUGUACACAUUGAAUGUGGGAGUACAGAUGUGCAUAAGGAAGUGCCUUCAGAACAGAUGUUUGAUUGGGAAGAGGAGAUGAUCAGAGGCCUCACUAAAGUAUCUUGGGAGCGUGUAGAUGUUAGCUUCCAAAAGAGCAGACAAAGAUUUAUUGCUCACAAUACAAUCCAGGUGAAGAGGUAUUGGUUGAAUUCUGAUGGUGCAGAUGUGGUUUCCCAUAUUAUAGAUAACUUCCUUCUAGACUUAAAAUAAGUUUUUUUUUUAUGCAAUAAGUGAUGAAAAUGGCAGUUACAAAGGCUGCUUUUUCCUUAUCUAGAAAACCUUUCUUUUUUUACAUGGGUUGUAAUUUGUUAUGAGAAUGCUGUGUAGUAAUGUAGUAUAUUAAAUCUUAACAUAAAGACGGGAGAAUAUUUCAUAUUGCAACCUAUUGCUUAACACUUGUCAUGUGCAGAGUUUUGUUUGUAUUAGCUUUCCAGCCUGUAAACUUUUGUUAUUGAAGUAAUGGACAACCCUUCAGCUGAAAUGCAUAGUAUGCUGUUUCAUUA